CAGCGGGCCCCCGGGCGGAGCGGCAGGCAGCGGGCCCCCGGGCGGAGCGGCAGGCAGCGGGCCCCCGGGCGGGGCGACCGGCAUCGGGUCCCCAGGCGGGGAGGGGCGCCGGGCCCCCAGGAGGGGCGACAGGCGUCGUGGCCCCCAGGCGGGGCGACAGGCGUCGGGCCCCCAGGCGGGGCGACAGGUCUCAGGCCCUCAGGCGGAGCAGCGGGCGCCGGACCUCCAGAUGGAGCGACAGGUCUCGGGCCCUCAGGCGGAGCGGCGGGCGCUGGACCCCCAGGUGGAGCGACAGGUCUCGGGCCCUCAGGCGGAGCGGCGGGCGCCGGACCCCCAGGCGGAGCGACAGGUCUCGGGCCCUCAGGCGGAGCGGCGGGCGCGCCGGACCCCCAGGUGGAGCGACAGGCACCGAGUCGUCUGGCAAGACUGCGGGCACCGAGUCGUCUGGCAAGACUGCGGGCACCGAGUCCGGGCACCGAGUCGUCUGGCGGAACAGCGGGCACCGAGUCACUGCGGGCACCAUGUCGUCUGGCAAGACAGCGGGCACCGAGUCGUCUGGCGGAGACUGCGGGCACCGAGUCGUCUGGCAAGACUGCGGGCACCGAGUCCGGGCAUCGGGUCACCAGGUAUGACAGCGGGCACUGGGUCACCAGGCAUCAGGUCAUAUGGCUUGCCAGCGGGCACCGCGUCAUCUGGCAAGGCAGUGGGCACCGGGUCACC
This is a messenger RNA of Staurois parvus, 720 nucleotides long. NCBI's taxonomy places the organism in Eukaryota, Metazoa, Chordata, Amphibia, Anura, Ranidae. The record is from the annotation of a GenBank genome assembly.